UGAGCCACUGCGCCUGGCCAGAUCUAUUUAAUUAUGAAAUUAAAACAACUACUUCAUAACAAAACAAGAUAAAAUACAGCAGAAGUAUAUGAAGCCCCUCUUUGCCUGGCUCCAUACUAGGCAGCGGGGAUAGAGAGGAAUUAGACACUGUCCCUCCCCAAAUAACCAUUGCUAAUAAUUUGGCCAGCCUGGGCAACAUAGCAAGACUGUCUCUACAAAGAAUUUAAAAACUGGCCAAGCAUGGUGGUACACGCCUGUAGUGCCAGCUACUUGGGAGGCUGAGGCAAGAGGAUUGCUUGAACCCGGGAGGCGGAGGCUGCAGUGAGCCGAGAUUGUGCCACUGCACUCCAGCCUGGAUGACAGAGCGAGACCGUAGCUCAAAACAUAAUAAUAAUUUGAGAUGUGUCUUUUCAGGUUUUUUUUAACGUAUAUAUGAUAUAUAUGAUGACAUUUUGAAGUGUUCUGUGUUACACUGUCACCAGAGGUUUUGUCAUGCCUGGGAGAUUAUGAAUAAUGCCUCAUUUGCAGAUUUGGGUCAGAUGAGGGCUGAGUGAGAGUGGUUUUAGCCUGAUCGGUGAGUUUUCAUAGUCCCUGGUGGCUGUGUGUCACCCUUCUUCAUCUGAAGGUCCCCGGUGGUGCCAUUGUCUUUCCCUGCUCCCCGUCCCCAGCCAGCUCCACUUCCUGAAUUUUCCCCCUGUUUGAUGGUCCUACUGUUGUUAUGGUGACCUGACUUUGGUUAAUAAACAUGUAAUCAUAAGUAUAUGAGGCCCUCCUCUUCCUGGCUGCAUGCUAGGCAGUGGGGAUACAGAGGAAUUAAACACUGUCCCUUCCUUCAAGGAGGGCUGUGGUCUUUGCCCCCACCUUCUUCAGUCAUUUGGUAGGACUAGAACCAGUUCUGCCUCGAUGACUUCAUUCCCUCACUCUGUUACACACCUCACCUCCUCUUCCUUGCUCUCCCUGCUCUCCCUGUCUCUGUUGUAGGCCUUUCUCACCCUGCCCCGGGCUGUUCCAGCAGCCUCUUUCAGCCCUCUUGCUCUAGCCUCCAGUUUGUUCUUCACAUCACAGUCAGUUCCGUGGCCCCCAGGCACAGCUCCAGUCACACCCAGUCCCUCCCCAUCACCUAGGCCAGUGGUUCGCAGCAUACACUGCAGACCAUGGGGGUCCCCAAAACUCCUUUAGGAAUCUGCACAGUUAAAAUGAUUUUUGUAAUCGUACUAAGAUGCUGUCUGUUGCUGGAAAGCAACAAUGAGUAAGACUGUUGGUGCCUUGGUCAAGGUGGUGAUGCUGAACUGUGCCAGUAGCCACUAUAUUCUCCACUGCUAUGUACUCCCAGGUUUUUGUUUUUGUUUUUAUUUUGAGAUAGAGUCUCACUUUGUCACCCAGGCUGGACUACAACAGCAUGACCUCGGCUCACUGCAACCUCCGCCUCCCGGGUUCAAGUGAUUCUCCUGCUUCAGUCUCCUGAGUAACUGAGAUUAGAGACACCUGCCACCACAACCAGCUAAUUUUUGUAUUUUUAAUAGAGACAGAGUUUUGCCAUGUUGGCCAGGCUGGGCUCGAACUCCUGAACUCAGGUGGUCUGCCCACCUCAGCCUCGCAAAGUGCUGGGAUUACAGGCAUGAGCCAUCACACCCAGCUUUUUUUUAAUGCCAUUUUCACACAAGAAUGUCUUUGAUGAAGUAGCAAAAAUUGUCAGUUUUAUUGAAUUCCAACCCUGAGUACGGAUCUCUUUAAUAUUCUGUGUAACAAAAUAGAAAUGCUCAUAAAGUACUUCUGCGGCAAACCAAAGUAUAGCACCUGACUCAAGGAAAAGCAAGGAAAAGCACAUGUGGGAUCCCUUGAAUGGCAAGUGAAACUAGCCACUAGUUUCAUUUUUACAUGAAACAAUGGCUGUGUUGGGUGCUGAGGCUGGAAGGUAGACAGGGGCUUGGGGUUGGAGAGCCUCGUGGGCUGCGUUUGUGCUUGGGGGCCUUGAGCGCAGCCCACCUUUGUCAGCUUUCUACACGCUGCUCCCCACUCCCAUCCAGCCCUUUCCUCCUGCUUGCUCUUUCUUCAGCACACACUUCAUUCUCCCCUUCCAUGUCCUUCCUCUUGUUCCUUCCACCAGGAGAUGCAGUGACAGCUCUGAAGGCUGCCUGUGAUCCCAGAAUCAGAACAGAGGUAGAAGAUGGACUGGAGUUGUGACCUUUUGUCUCUAGGACUCUCAGGCCCCCAGUCCUGUCUGAGGCCUGUGGGGGAUCCUUUGCUGGCACCCUAGCAGGCCUCACCUGCCAGUUUCAUUGCAGCGGAGUGAAAUGCUGCCACCUGCAUGCUGCAGCCCAGCCUCCCCUCACACCAGACUCUUGGGGAAAGAAUACCUUAGCCCCUUGCAGUAUCGCUAUGGACAGACGGUCCUUUGAUUGAGCUGACUUUACAAGUGGCUCCUUUCAUCCAUCAUGUGUUAAAUCUGACUAGUGUCUGUUUGAGUGUACCCUUUCCUUGUCCCAGCAUAAUCAUGAUGCCACAAAACCAAAUCUUCCCACUAAUGGGUCAGACAGAAGAACGUAGCCUGUCCCUGACACCAGAACUGCCAUGAAAUAAUGUAGGUGGACUUUGGUUGGUAGCUCAUCUUUCAUAAGAUGACAAAACACAAAAUACAAGGCAAGCUCAGAGCAAGAAGAAGAAACUUCUGAUAAAUGAAGUUUUUGAUUAAUAGGACGAUGAUAAUGUGGUAAUAAUGCCUUCAUAUUUCCAGAAGCUAGGGCAGUGCUGCCCAACCUUUUCACAUCAUAGCACACGCUGAAAAUGAUACUGUUCUGCACACCUAAGUAACAGUGAGUGACUGGAGGCCUGAUGAGGGGAUCAAUACCUCAUUCACAGCACAUCAGCAGGGAAGCUCUGUGCUAAGGUUUAUAAACAAAAGCAUUCUCAUUGGUGCCUGGCUACUUUUACUAGCUACCCCUUCUGCCUUUCAGCAUUAAGGUUUAAAUACAGUGUAAUGGUUAAAAGCUUGAAUUCUGAGCCAGACCAUCUAGAUGUAGAUCUCAGCUCUGCCACUUACAAGCUAUGCGACCUUGAGCAAAUCAUUUAAUCUCUUUGUACUUCAGUUUCUUCAUCUGUAAAAUCUGGAUACUUAGCUCAUAAAGUAGUGAUGAUUAAAUAAGUUAGUAUAUGUAAAGUGUAGCGUUGGUAAAGUGCUUAGAAUGCUGCCUGGCCUACAGUAAGCAGCAUGUGUGUGUGUGAGUAAUGUCACUACUAGGAGUAGUCAUGUGGACUCUAAUACUGCUCCGGCUACUACUUCAAAGAUGUAAAUGUUCUGGGGUCAGUCUCCCCAGGUACCCCCUCAUUGCCUCCUCUGUCACAUUUCUUAGUCUUGGCCACUUCCUUAAGAGUGCCCAUGACACUUCCUUUCAGUCCCUCAGUUCCUGAUCAUUUUCUCCGUUCUCCAUUUGUUUUGGAAUGCUCAGCUAGCUGAUGCCCGAGAAGGCAGCUGGGUUGGUAAUUACACUUCUCUGCUUGCUCUCACCACUAUUUCUUCUCAAGAAAGCUCUUGUGGCUGAGGGAAAUCGCUCUUAAAGGUUGGGGAGACCUUGAAAAGAAUUCUGAAGUGGUUGGGAGAGGAGUGUGAGCUAAGUUUGCAGAGCUGAGCUAGCCAGCAAAGUCGGGUUCUCAGUGGGGAGAGGAUCAUCUCUGGUUUCAUGCACAGAUAUGAAAGCUGAUGAGUUCUCUGCAGGCUCUUCAAAAUUUGGAGUACAGAUCUGGUUCCUUUGGGGACAAUGUGGCUCAUAAGACUAUGGAGAAGUAACACAGUUCUUCCAGAGGGUGGGCCUCGAGGUCACUUUCUGGAGCAGAAUGGUGGAUGGAUGCUUGCAUGUCAGGAAUCUCUGUGCUGCAGUAGUCCUUCUAGGGAGCCUCCAUAACCCUUCCUCAUCUGCUCUAUGAGUUCUCUGUAAAUCUCCCCUGCAGGAACCAGGAUGAUUCCUGGAUCUGUAUCCUUCACACUUACUAUACCUUCAGUACCAUCAGUGCUCGUUCACUCACAGGUUUUACAAAGAGACGAAACAUGCAUUCCUAUUUUAAUGGAGAAAACAAGAUAAACGUAUGCCUAGGAAUGGAGACAUUUAUUAUCAUCGAUGACGAUGAGACUGCUUGUGAGCUAAUGUCAUCCCUCCUCCCAUGUGCUCUGUGCCCCUGCCAGCCUGAGUGAUCACCAGUGGCCCCCACCGGCCCUGUGUCCCUCCUCCAGGCCUCAGCCUGUGCCCUUCCUUGGUCUGGGACACUCUCUUCCAGGCCUCAGCCCUGUCCCACUCAUCCCUCAGGUAUUGAGGCUUAGCUGUGUCUUCCUCUAGUUACCCAACUGGGUUAGCUUCCUCUCUCCUGCUCCACAGCACCUGGUACCUCCCUGUCCCAGCACUUGUCCUACUAUGUUGAAAUUGUUUUAAGCGUCAGCAGCAGAUUUAAACGCCAUCAGGGAAGAGACUGUGUCUUCUCUUAUACUCUCACUGUCUAGCACCAGACGAUCAGUAGGUGCCCAAUAAAUAUAGCAUUAUUGAAGAGUAAGUCAGUGGUGCUUUCACUUCUAGUCUCUUAUUUGAUCCUCACAGCAGCCUUGUGGCAUGGGCAGCCCAGGCCUUCUGCUUACCUCAUUUCAUAUACAAGGAAACUGAUCCUCAGAGAAGCUAAGCAGCUUGCUGCAGUUCGUGCAGUGGAGGAGAGCCAUAGCUCUCAGGCUCCAAUGUUCAGCACAUUUUUUCAUUUGUUUUUAUAAAAUAUUUACUUUUAAGAAGUAGCAUUUUUUUUUUUUUUUUUGAGACGGAGUCUCGCUCUGUCGCCCAGGCUGGAGUGCAGUGGCGCGAUCUCGGCUCACUGCAGGCUCCGCCCCCCGGGGUUUACGCCAUUCUCCUGCCUCAGCCUCCCGAAUAGCUGGGACUACAGGCGCCCGCCACCUCGCCCGGCUAAUUUUUUGUAUUUUUAGUAGAGAUGGGGUUUCACCGUGUUAGCCAAGAUGGUCUCGAUCUCCUGACCUCGUGAUCCGCCCGCCUCGGCCUCCCAAAGUGCUGGGAUUACAGGCGUGAGCCACCACGCCCGGCCAAGAAGUAGCAUUUUUUAAAAAAUAAAAAUAACAUUGGUUGUUUUGAAUGAUUGCGAAAUUAGUAUCUUCAUGGCACCAAUAUUCCUAAAAUGUUUCUUUCAUCACUGAAUGUUGAAUUUUAAUACAGAGAAAUCUAGAAACAUUUUUAAAAACUAAAAUCAGAUACCAAAUUCCAAUGUGUAUUAGAGAAAGAUUAUGGUGUACUUUAUUUAAAAAUAAAACGUGAGUUAAACAAUAAUAGCAGGAAAAAUAAAUUUCAUUGUGUACAAUUUAGAGAAUACUGAAAAUAUAAAAAAGAAAAUAAAAAUCACCCCAUCACAUAGAGAAAACUCUUAUGGAUUAGAAAUGGUCUGGACUUGAAAGAGCAGCAUUGAGUUUGAAUCCCAGUUAAACCACUAACUAGAUGUUUGGCAUUGGGUAGGUUAUUUAAUCUACUGGCUGCCUGCUCUGAGCUUCUUUCCUUACCUGAAAUAUGGCAAAAAUAUUUACCUUUUGAGAUUAUGAUAAGAAUUAGAGAUAAUAUGUACAGAAUAUCCAUGUAGUUGGCACUUUUUAAAAUUGUAGCGUAUUAGCAGUUUUACGUAUUUCUGUCUAGUCUUUCUACUCUGUUGGGUUCAUAUAUGGGCAUACAUACCUGUGCAUAUGCAUAUGUUUUUGGAAACAUAUUUAUGUGAAGUAUAUCAUUGGGUAUUUUUUGUUUUUUUUUUGAGACGGAGUUUCACUCUUGUUGCGCAGGCUGGAGUGCAAUGGUGCGAUCUCAGUUCACCGCAACCUCCGCCUCCGGGGUUCAAGCAAUUCUCCUGCCUCAGCCUCCCGAGUAGCUGGGAUUACAGGCAUGCACCACCAUGCCUGGCUAAUUUUGUACUUUUAGUAGAGACGAGGUUUCUCCAUGUUGGUCAGGCUGGUCUCAAACUCCCAACCUCAGGUGAUCUGCCUGCCUCGGCCUCCCAAAGUGCUGGGAUUACAGGUGUGAGCCACCACACCUGGCCAUCAUUGGGUCUUUACAACAACCUGUGAGGUAGACAGGGCGGGUGUGUUUUUAAACCUAUUUGAUAGAUGAGGAAACUGAGACUCUAAGAGGCACAGUAACUUGGCCUUGGUUCUGUUAUAAUAUCUGAACCAGGGCUUCUGCCUUGCUCGCCUGAUGCCAAGCCUGUGUGCCUUCCCUGUCAGCAAGCAGCAUGCUGCUUCUUCAGUUCCACUUCCACCUCCACUAAUAGACACAUGUGGUGGACCGCCGAGCCGUUCCCAAGAGGAAGGCAAGGGCUGGAGGCAGCGGAAGUGCUGGGAGCCUCCAGACCAGCUGGGAUCUGCCUGAAACUGAAAAGAAGUGCUCACUUCUUCCUCUGUAAUAACAGACACAUUGCCCAAUCCUAUAGCAAGAACCAGGCUUCUGUUUAGAAAGUGAAGGACCUGGCUGGGCGCAGUGGUUCACGUCUGUAAUCCCAGCACUUUGGGAGGCCAAGGCAGGCGGAUCACCUGAGGUCAGGAGUUUGAGACCAGCCUGGCCAACAUGGCGAAACCCCGUCUCUACUAAAAAGUACAAAAAAUUAGCCGGACAUGGUGGCAUGUGCCUGUAGUCCCAGCUACUCUGGAGGCUGAGGCAGGAGAAUCGCUUGAACCCGGGAGGCAGAGGUUGUACUGAGCUGCACUCCACUGCAUUCCAGCUUGGGUGACAGAGCAAGACUCCAUCUCAAAAAGAAAAGAAAAGAUAAGAAAGUGAAGGACGUUUUGUGUCCUAGACCCUUUUUCGAAAGGGAGUUUAUCCAGGAAUUAGUAGAAUUCCUGAACUGGAUUCAUAAAACUAAGUAGCCUUACUCUGCAUUGUCUACAGGGCAAAGUUGUACCCAUGUUUCUUUCAGGAUGUGCACUGGGUACCUAAAAGGCCAGUGUGACAUACCCCACACCUAACAGUAUGCAUGUCAUUUCAUAUCAUUUCUAUUUCAGUGCAAUUUCUGAUGGCUGCUAUGUGUCUGACACUGUGCCAUGAUCUGUAGGAGAAACAAGUGAACAGGGGACAAUCUCAGCCUUUAGGAACACAGGGGAGCACUCAAGGCCAAAUAAAAUCAGUGCCCUCGUGGAGCUUCUCGCAGGGUGUUUGGGAGCAGAGGAUGGAGCACCAACUACUAGUUCUGCUCAGUAACACCCUCCAUUUGCAUAGCACCUAACUGACUUCCAGAGUCUCUGUAGAAACCUUAACUCAUCUGGAGUUAUCAGGGAGCUGCAAAAGGGUUGGGACUAUCGAGCCGGCUUUUGAUGACCAAGAAGAAUUCCUAGGCCAAGGGAAGCAGUUUCAGAAACAACUCUCCAAGUUCCAUUUCCAAGGAAAGUCUUAACCAUUUGUCCCUUCUGGCGUACCCUCUUUCAUUGAAAUCCAUGCAGAAUAUACCAGGUACUCUGUCUUUGUGUGUGUGUGAAGCCAUAAAAUCUAAUGUUACGUGUGCGGUGGUGCUGUGAGGUAUGCUUCUCGUGCAAGCGGCUCCCUCAGCCCUGCUGUGGUAAAGACCAAGUAUAAAUUGUCGCUAACAGGGUUUUCUCAUUAGAGUCGUGUGCCUGAGUGUCCCCUGUGAAUUAUAAUGCCUCCAGCCCUCUUGCUGCUCCUCUGCUCUGCCUGUCUUUUGGCUGUUUUGCUUGUCCUGGGGCCCUCCAUCAAAGUGUGGACAGGGGAAGGAGAAAGAGCUGAAACCCAAAUCUGUUUCCUCUGCACUGGGCCUGCGGUGCCGAUGAGAAAAUAGAUGCAGACACGGGUUGCCACUGGACUGCAUUCAAGAUCCCCAAAAUGGAUGGAAGAAUGCGCCUAAAUUGAGCUGUCAGGCACUUGGCUGCGUAACCAUGCUUUCUGGAUUGUGGUGUUGAAAGUGCCAUCCUGUGUGCUCUCUCCGGAUGGCUGUCACGUACUUGCGUCUGAGAACAGUAGAUGGGCAGUAGCGAACCCCUUCCCAUCGCAGAUGGUGACAGGAGGAGGAAGAAGAAGCGGAGGGGCCGGGCCACUGACUCCUUGCCAGGAAAGUUUGAAGAUAUGUACAAGCUGACCUCUGAAUUGCUUGGAGAGGGAGCCUAUGCCAAAGUUCAAGGUGCCGUGAGCCUACAGAAUGGCAAAGAGUAUGCCGUCAAAAUCAUCGAGAAACAAGCAGGGCACAGUCGGAGUAGGGUGUUUCGAGAGGUGGAGACGCUGUAUCAGUGUCAGGGAAACAAGAACAUUUUGGAGCUGAUUGAGUUCUUUGAAGAUGACACAAGGUUUUACUUGGUCUUUGAGAAAUUGCAAGGAGGUUCCAUCUUAGCCCACAUCCAGAAGCAAAAGCACUUCAAUGAGCGAGAAGCCAGCCGAGUGGUGCGGGACGUUGCUGCUGCCCUUGACUUCCUGCAUACCAAAGGCAUUGCUCAUCGUGAUCUGAAACCAGAAAAUAUAUUGUGUGAAUCUCCAGAAAAGGUGUCUCCAGUGAAAAUCUGUGACUUUGACUUGGGCAGUGGGAUGAAACUGAACAACUCCUGUACCCCCAUAACCACACCAGAGCUGACCACCCCAUGUGGCUCUGCAGAAUACAUGGCCCCUGAGGUAGUGGAGGUCUUCACGGACCAGGCCACAUUCUACGACAAGCGCUGUGACCUGUGGAGCCUGGGCGUGGUCCUCUACAUCAUGCUGAGUGGCUACCCACCCUUCGUGGGUCACUGCGGGGCCGACUGUGGCUGGGACCGGGGCGAGGUCUGCAGGGUGUGCCAGAACAAGCUGUUUGAAAGCAUCCAGGAAGGCAAGUAUGAGUUUCCUGACAAGGACUGGGCACACAUCUCCAGUGAAGCCAAAGACCUCAUCUCCAAGCUCCUGGUGCGAGAUGCAAAGCAGAGACUUAGCGCCGCCCAAGUUCUGCAGCACCCAUGGGUGCAGGGGCAAGCUCCAGAAAAGGGACUCCCCACGCCGCAAGUCCUCCAGAGGAACAGCAGCACAAUGGACCUGACGCUCUUCGCAGCUGAGGCCAUCGCCCUUAACCGCCAGCUAUCUCAGCACGAAGAGAACGAACUAGCAGAGGAGCCAGAGGCACUAGCUGAUGGCCUCUGCUCCAUGAAGCUUUCCCCUCCCUGCAAGUCACGCCUGGCCCGGAGACGGGCCCUGGCCCAGGCAGGCCGUGGUGAAGACAGGAGCCCGCCCACAGCACUCUGAAAUGCUCCAGUCACACCUUAUAGGCCCUAGGCCUGGCCAGGCAUUGUCCCCUGGAAACCUGUGUGGCUAAAGUCUGCUGAGCAGGCAGCAGCCUCUGCUCUGUGGCUCCAUUCAGGCUUUUUCAUCUACGAAGGCCCUGAGGUUCCCAUCAACCCCCAUUUCCCUAGGGUCCUGGAGGAAAAAGCUUUUUCCAAAGGGGUUGUCUUUGAAAAGGAAAGCAAUCACUUCUCACUUUGCAUAAUUGCCUGCAGCAGGAACAUCUCUUCACUGGGCUCCACCUGCUCACCCGCCUGCAGAUCUGGGAUCCAGCCUGCUCUCACCGCUGUAGCUGUGGCGGCUGGGGCUGCAGCCUGCAGGGAGAAGCAAGAAGCAUCAGUUGACAGAGGCUGCCGACACGUGCCUCUUCCCUCUCUUCUCUGUCACCCUCCUCUGGCGGUCCUUCCACCUUCCUCUGUCCUCCGGAUGUCCUCUUUGCCCGUCUUCUCCCUUGGCUGAGCAAAGCCAUCCCCUCAAUUCAGGGAAGGGCAAGGAGCCUUCCUCAUUCAGGAAAUCAAAUCAGUCUUCCGGUCUGCAGCACGGAAAAGCACAUAAUCUUUCUUUGCUGUGACUGAAAUGUAUCCCUCGUUUAUCAUCCCCUUUGUUUGUGAUUGCUGCUAAAGUCAGUAGUAUCGUUUUUUUAAAAAAAAAGUUUGGUGUUUUUAACCAUGCUGUUCCAGCAAAGAUGAUACCUUAAACUCCCACUGCAAGCCCAUGAACUUCCCAGAGAGUGGAACGGCUUGCUCUUCUUUCUAGAAUGUCCAUGCACUUGGGUUUUAAUCAGCAGUUCCCUAUUAUUCUGAUUUUAAGCUGUUCCUGUGAUGAACUUAGAGACAGCAUCGGUGUCUGCUGCUGUGUCCCCAGGUCUUGUGUGGGUGGCACAGAUCUGGGCAGUUAGAUAGUGCUCUGUGCCUAAGGUGAAGCCACACUAGGGUGAAGCCUCACUUCCCUGUUUGAGCAAUGCAGUGCCUGCUGCCCGUGUGCAUGAAGGUACAGCCAUUCAGAUAAGUGGAACUAUUGAGUUACAUAAAGAAAAUAGAUUUGCAUUUGUCAGGCAGACGUUUAUACAACACCACGGUGCUUUUAUACAUUGUGCUUAUUUUAAUAAAACUGAAAUUCUAUGUGUGGCCUA
This is a messenger RNA of Homo sapiens (human), 10395 nucleotides long. It is a transcript of the gene MKNK1, whose product is annotated as MAPK interacting serine/threonine kinase 1. Gene Ontology annotation, cellular component: nucleus; cytoplasm. The transcript is spliced from 14 exons. Bases 7989 to 9227 code for a protein of 412 amino acids. The record is from RefSeq and is a predicted model, not a curated record. Gene Ontology annotation, molecular function: protein serine kinase activity; protein serine/threonine kinase activity; protein kinase activity. Lineage: Eukaryota; Metazoa; Chordata; Mammalia; Primates; Hominidae.